AUGGCGGCCGCCUGCGAUCUCAAUGCGGCCAAAAAGAAUUUACAAGAAUCUUUAGGCGACAAUAUGAAAGUAUAUCUACAAAACCUCAAGUCAUGGUUCAAGCAGAAAAUUUCCAAGGAAGAUUUUGAUUUGGAAGCUCGUCGUCUUUUGUCAGAUGAUGCAGUCAAUCUUCAUAAUGAGUUUCUCUUGGCCAUCAUGGCUCGCUGCCAAACUCUGAGUUCAUCAUUAGUUCCCAAAGAUGGCAGUUUACUUGGUAAAACCUCCAGUGAUCCUUCCAAACAGUCCAAACCACUCAGACAAAAGUUUCGGAAACGACCUCCUAGUUCUCGUAGCACAUUCCAGCAAAGAUUUGUGCCCGCUAACCCAGUAGCUCAUGCUCCAGAGGUCAACUUCAAAGGAGCAGAAGACAUUGUGUUUGCUGCACGAGAGCUAUCCCUACCAGAUAUCACAAUGGUACAUGGACGUAUGUUAGUGUGUGCUUGGGAAUCUGGUCUUGACGAUGUUUCUGACAUGGCAGUCAGACUGGUGAUGCAGUCCAUUGAGAACACACUGAAAAAUUUGAUUUCAAUAGUUCUGUCUCAAAGGAGUGGGUACAAGCUCAGAGAGAAAAAGUUUCGAUUUGCUGUUGGCACACAAGUAAAAAAUCCAUACUUGAGACAUGCAAAUUUGAUUGAAGAUGAAAAUACAGAAAGUGAGGCAACAAUGAUAUCACAGACAGGUAACCAUAUUCCCAGUCGGAAGUCGCCACUAGAAAUUGGAGAGGGGGCAGCUGCAGAACAGCUGGCCACAGCCAAUCAGCCAGUGUUCAAAGGGCCUGUGUCACUUUUUGAUCUUGUCCAGUCUUUACAGCUUUACAAAAGUGCUAUUCCCUCUCACACUGUCUACUCUGUGGCUAUGGAGAAGGUUAUCCAUCGUCUGUGGCAUCCGUGCCACGAGGAGAUCAAUCAGGAUAUUAUACACACGCAGGAGAUGGCGAUAAAGCGACAGAUGUCCACGCCCACAUCUAGUAGCCAGACAACCAGUGGCCAUCACACAUCAAAACACCACCAUAGCAAACAUCAUCACCACCACCAUCAUCAUCAUCACCAUCACCAUAGAUCUGAACACCACUCAGGGCACCACAAGGAGUCUUCUGGGCAUCAUCAUUCAGAACAAGUCAAAUCAGAAAAUGUCAAAUCAGAACUGUUGAAAUCAGAACAUUACAAAUCGGAAAACCAACCUGUAUCACAGAAUAGUGGAGAGCACAAAUCCUCUGGACAGUACCAGAAAAUGGAGAAUCCUUCCACGGUGCAAAUCAAAUCUGAACAUAUGUCACCUGUACAUGUCAAUUCUGAGCAUUCAGGACAGCUUAGGGCAGACCAGUUAGCUGAAGCCAAUCUUAAGACAGAGCCUCCAACCAUACCAGGACAGCUUCUGGCUCAGCAGCUAACCAGUGGUUUUACGGGUUUAAAAUCAGAACAAUCUAGCCACUACUCUGUGAUGAGUAGAACAGACACUCCAGGUGGUCCGCACAAGACCGGUCAUUCCAUACAACAUUUAGGAAAUCACCAAGUGGCUAACAAUCAACUCACAGCAUCUGAUGAUCCAUUGGACCUUGUGGAUGACAAUUUUCUUGACCAGCAACUGUCUGGUCACUUCUCCAGUGGACCUAAUUUGACAAGGCAGACAUCACUUGAUCAAAGUCUGGCUGACUUUUUUUCUGUUAAGUUUCCAGAUAAUACUUGAUGUUCAUUGAACAGUUUUGUUUUAUUCAGUAUGAUUUUCUAUUCAGGUAAGAAUUUCAAAGUGAUAUGAAUGGGAAGUUUUUUUUAUGUAUGUAAUUUUGAGAUUGUUAAACUUUCUUAGAUAACAAAUGUUCAUUUAAGUGCUGAAAUUUUAUUUAAAGUAAUUAUGCAGGCGAAAUUUUGGUAACAAUCUGUGAAGUGA
Messenger RNA from Ylistrum balloti, 1926 nucleotides. RefSeq names its product transcriptional adapter 1-like. Gene Ontology annotation, biological process: regulation of transcription by RNA polymerase II. The transcript is spliced from 10 exons. The record is from RefSeq and is a predicted model, not a curated record. Bases 1 to 1725 code for a protein of 574 amino acids. NCBI's taxonomy places the organism in Eukaryota, Metazoa, Mollusca, Bivalvia, Pectinida, Pectinidae. Gene Ontology annotation, cellular component: SAGA complex. Gene Ontology annotation, molecular function: transcription coactivator activity.